AUGGCUUCCAAGGAGACCGACGUCCACGCAGCGGUAGCUGAGAUCGACGACACCGCGGAGAAAGGAGAUCAUGAAGGGCAAGGCUUCGCGAGAUUUGAAGAGAAGCACAAGUCGACUCUCGAAGUCCACGAAGUGAAAGAGACGGAAGAGAACGCGUGCAACGAACCGCUCAAUCUCCAAGAAGAGAAAGCGGCAGCUGAGGUUCUGGCCGACCCAAGACUGGUGAACUAUCCUGUUCAGCUUGUGGCGCGCAUUGUGGAUCUCGAGGAUGAUUUCGACGAGCCCGUACUGACCUUUCGUUUCUGGAUCUUGACGACCUUCUGGGUAAUAAUCGGCAACAUUGUAGCAACGAUUUUUGAGUUCAAACCCUUCGCCGGCUCUCUGCCUUCAACUGCAGUGGCGUUGUUCUCGUGGGGCAUGGGCGCGACCAUGGCGAAAUAUUUGCCAACUCGCACAUUCAAAUUCUUCAAGUGGAAGUGGACCAUGAAUCCUGGACCUUUCCGUAUCAAGGAACACGUCAUGAUCUUCAUGUCGUAUGGAGUCGCAUCAGAAAUUUCCUACGCUCUCGAAGCUUUGUGUGCGCUGCAGCUCUGGUAUGGUCGUGAGCCAUCGCCGUUCUGGGACAUCAUGUACUUGAUGACAUCUGGUUUCAUCGGCUAUGGCCUUGCAGGUCUGCUCCGCGAGCAUUUGGUCUCACCUCCAGCGUUCUACUAUCCCCUGUGGCUUCCAUACGUGGCCUUCUUCAACGGAAUGCACAAGGACUCGGCGAAAGCAAAGCAAGGCAUCAGAGCGUUCUGGAUCGCGGCCUGUGUCAUUUUCGUGUGGACAUGGUUUCCGCAGCUGAUCAUUCCGGUAUUAUCGGCAAUGCCCCUGGUCUGCUGGAUGGGACACGGCAAUGCGAAAGCCUACGUCCUCGGAUCGGGAAACUAUGGCUUUGGAAUUUUAUCGUGGACGCUGGAUUGGAAUUGGAUCGACCCAUACCUCCCUCUCUGGGUCACGAUUACUUCCUAUUCCGGACUUCUGUUCGCAGGAUGGUUCCUGUACCCGAUCUUGUACUAUUCGAACGCUUUUGACAGCUUGAGCUACGGUGCCAUGAGCACGCGAGUCUACCUCGGGAAUGGUAGCGCAUAUCCGACAACGGACAUCCUCACGCCUCAGCUGAGACUUAAUGGUACCGCUUUCGAAGAAGUUGGUCCGCCGCAUUGGUCGACCUCAUACAUCUUCCGAUUCUUCUUCGGCUUCACCGCAUUCGCCGCCUCUUUGAUGUUUGCUGCUCUAUACUACGGCCAAGAGGCAUGGAGAAUUUCCAAAGCCAACUGGAAGGGUGAUUUGGUUGAGUACAACGAUCCUUACCUGGCUCUCAUGGCAAAGUAUCCCAAGGUUCCGCGCUGGUGGUACUACGCCAUUCUCGUCCUUUCCAUCGGGCUGUCGAUGUUGACCUUUUACAUGGGAGGAUUUCAACUCCCAUGGUGGGGUUUCGUCAUCUUCUUCAUCAUGUGCAUUAUCGUCACAUAUCCCAAUGGCGUACUCGUUGCGAUCACAGGCGACUCCCCGGGCGACGCGAUGUUGACGGAUCUGCUUGCCGGACUCCUCUUCCACGGCAAUCCCAUGGCCGUGAUGUCGUGCAUGGCUUAUGCCAAUCCGAUCCUGAGUCACUGUAUCGGCCUCCUGGCCAGCUUCAAGUUGGGAAUCUACAUGAAGAUUCCGGAAACGUCCAUGCUAAUUGGACAGCUAUACGGACAGCUUCUACAACCCCUUGUGAAUUAUGGCAUCAUGAGAAUGAUCUUCAAAACUGUCGAUAUGGACAUUCUGAAGGGAUACAAGGAGUCCGUGAACUGGAACGCGCUGGGUACGCGAGCCUGGUACUCGGCGAGCGUGCUCUGGGGAGUCAUAGGACCGCAGAGAAUGUUCGGGCCUGACUCGGAAUAUCCAUUCAUCUACUAUGGAAUCCUCAUUGGCUUUGGCCUUGUGCUCGCAACCUGGCUCAUUCAGCGUUGGAAGCCGCACUGGAACACCGUGGAGUGGAUGAACGUUCCGACGUUUUUCAACGGAAUGAACGGAAUCCCGGUCAGCCCCAUGACCGGCCCAUUCCCUUCCUUGAUACUUGGAUUGAUCUCCAUGGGUUACUUGUACAGAUACCAUGCCGUGUGGUGGACGAAGUACAAUUACCUCCUUGGCCUUGGCUUGAUCUGUGGUACUGCAAUUCAGGGCGUCUUUCAGACAUUCGCAAUCAGCGUCCCUGGCCUCAGUUUCCCAGAGUGGUGGGGAAACAAUGUCGACUAUCCAGACCGUUGCUUCCCACCCAACGAUGAUCUACCCGUCGCAAUGCAGCAGUGA
Molecule: messenger RNA, 2337 nt
Organism: Zymoseptoria tritici IPO323
Lineage: Eukaryota; Fungi; Ascomycota; Dothideomycetes; Mycosphaerellales; Mycosphaerellaceae
Gene: MgOPT1
Product: oligopeptide transporter OPT superfamily protein
Exons: 11
Coding region: 1-2337 (778 amino acids)
Biological process (GO): transmembrane transport
Molecular function (GO): oligopeptide transmembrane transporter activity
Source: RefSeq, a predicted model, not a curated record